Erpetoichthys calabaricus (reedfish) is the source of this 3456-nucleotide messenger RNA. RefSeq lists its product as uncharacterized. The record is from RefSeq and is a predicted model, not a curated record. Gene Ontology annotation, molecular function: protein binding. The transcript has 2 exons. Gene Ontology annotation, cellular component: plasma membrane. The coding region runs from base 141 to 1406 and encodes 421 amino acids. NCBI's taxonomy places the organism in Eukaryota, Metazoa, Chordata, Cladistia, Polypteriformes, Polypteridae.
AUUUGAAGACACACCCAUCGCGCUGGGGAAAUGGGAGUUGGGUUGCUGCGCUGCGCUUAGUAACCGAGGCGUCAGAGAGCCUCACCUCAGCUUCACACCGGAUUAGUGACGUGAACCAGACCGGGCUCGCAUGCACCGCAAUGGGCUUCGCAGGUCACUUGUUAAGGAUGGUGAUAUCCUGGCAGUUUCUACUCCUUUCUGAGAUGGCACUUGUCGAAGGUAACAGCAGGAACUGCUCCUGUUCAUUAGCAUCAGACUUCGAGACAUAUGACUUCAAUAUGAAUUCUCAGAUCUGCUGUCUAAAUUUCUCCGGAUCUACUGUCGGCACCCUUCGAUGGAGCAACUUUUCAGGCAUGUCUGAGCUAAAAAUUCUUGACCUUUCAUCGAGUUCAAUUGAGGAAAUAAUACACAGUGAUGAUGGCAGCAUCUUGCUGGAGGUUAUCUACUUGGAGCGGAAUCUUUUAAAGUUUCUUCCAGAGACUUUCUUGGCCAAUGCACCAAAUCUAAGAGUCCUGCACCUAGAGGAAAACAAGCUGCAAAAACUGCCAGACACUUUUCUUCGAGAAUCCAACCAUCUUGAAGAACUGUAUCUGGAUUUCAACCAUUUGUCUAAUCUUCCUCCUGGAUUUGUGAAGCCAAGCCUAAAGAGAUUAGUACUUUCUAACAACACCUGGGAAUGUUCCUGCUCAUUAUACGAUGAACUUCAGAACUACCGUCACCUGCCCAAAGCUGGAAAUGGAGGAUAUGAACUGGGCUUAAAAUGUUCCACCCCAAAACAUUACAUAGGAAAAAGUCUGGAGGCCAUGCAGAGGUCUGAGUUAUGUAGGUCACAUGGAUUAACAGCUCUCUUUAUUCUGUUGCCACUUUGUUUUGUUCUUCUGAUUAUGCUUUGUUGGUGUUGUGGAAGGAGGAAAAAAAGCAAGGAAGCCAGCUUUGAUCUGGCAAAACCAGAAACACAGCUGGCAACAGUGGAUAGGAAUGGAACAAAAGGGUUUUUGGACCGGCAGCACCAUUAUGUUCCCUGUGAGGUGGCACUGCCCAAUGAUGGAGAGAAAAACAUUCUUCUGAAGAACCAGCUAAUGCUGAGGCCUUCGGCUGCUUUACUAGGCAGUAGUCGUGACCUUUACGAGGAAGUAGAAAUCAAACUCGGUGCCUCUGUGGAUUCUCUGACCCAUCCAGAGGAUUCCUGUCCAGCCUCACCAGACCUCUGUAUUGAGGAAGGAGACAAGUUUAUGGAAGAAAACAAACCUGAUGUUGAAGUGGUGAGUGUCACUGAAGUUCUGAGAGAUUCAGCAGACAGAGAAAAACUAUAUCUCGCCCAGUCGACGGAUUAUUAUAACCUUGUUCCCGGUAUUGAUCUCGAAGACUCUGAUCAUUGUGAAUAUGAAAAUGUGGACCUGUCCUGAAAAAGCUUUUUGGUAGACUUGCUGAGUGGUCGCUCAUCACUGAUGAUAGAAAGGAAUCAGACUACAGAGCAACAGGGAAAUGGUGCUGCUUUUCUAUAUUUUCCCCAUGCAACACGUGGCAGAAAGUGCUUGUCCAUAUAAAAAAAAACCACAAUCAGACAUUACAACAGAAACCUAAGAGAUAUUUUGACAGCUAACUACAAAUUUAUUUUGUGUAUUUAUGUGCAUGAAGACAUUUUAAGCACUGACUGUGGCGCAACACAAGAUAAGUGCGUCCUAAAAAUUCAGUACCAUAAACAAAUUGGAACGGAAUGUGACAUUAACAUUUGUUUGACUGAAAGCCAGAAGCACUGCAGUUUUAGUUUUGAUGUGUUUGCAUUAAGAAAUACUCGUUUUCUUGCAAAACCAGUUACUCUUCCUAAACUUGCACUGCAGGUUACAUUUAUUGCUACAUUUUCACUUACUGUGUACUUUUGUAUCUUACAGAAGAACCUUACAAGGUUCUCAACCAACGGCAAACCUUUAUGGUAAGGUGGUAAUUGUAGCCAUUGUGCAUAAAGUGCCUAUUGAUUUUAUAAACGACAGUACAUUGGAGCGAACGCCAGUAUUUCAUGAAGCUGGUUCACGCUCCAAUACUACAAUAACAAAAAAUGUAUCUGAGUCAUAAUGUGGUAGAUAGUGACAAGUGAGACAGUCUGAGGACCCACGAGAGACUACAAUACAGGAUUCCGAGGGAUUGGCAGUUUACUACUGCAGGGCCACGAGAAUAGAUGGGGUUGUUACUGCACACUUGGUUUUCUGUCCUCUGUUCUCCUGACUCUGACUGCCUUCUAAGCUACCCGUCUGAGGUGUGUGUCAAAAGUGUGCUCUCUGGACAUUGAUCUAGGGGUAACCUUCAGAGUCUGAGCCAGCUCCCUUGCCCAGGCUUGAAGUUCUGGGAAAAGUGUAACCUCGUAUUGUGGAGUCUUGAGCAAAAGACGUGGCACAAACUGUGACAGAAGACAGUGGCCAACAUACUAUAAAAUAGUCACCUACCUUUUCUCCUUUCCCACAAGACGGCCCAUCUUUGAUUUGCAUUAUGAAGCAGGAGCUAAACCGAGAGAACCUAACAGAAUAUAUAGCGAGUGCUACAGUGGACAUGGCGCUAUAAUCCUAAAGCUGGCAGGUAGCUCUGCAACUGCCUAUUGUGUUGUUUUUCUUUUAUGCACCACUUGUCCUGCUUCCUGUGUGCCUUUCUUUCCCUUUCACUCUCACCACAUUUUUUCUCAACAUGUACCUUACACUUGCCAUGUAAUUUAUUUCCAUUUUGUACUGAUGUACACAAGUUGCAGCAAACUCUGUUGGACUUCAAAUGUUAAAUAGAGAUUCCCAUGGAAAAAAUGGACCCUGUUGGCGAUUUUAUUCAUGACUAUGACAUGUUAACACCAUUUUGUGUUACUAAUAUAGAAUUUCACUUCUUCGAUGAUAUAUAGUAAAAUGCCAAUUUUAAAAUAACAUUUACUGUUACAGGGAUAUCAUUCCCUUAUUGGUGUUUUAAAGAGUGAAAUAUAUUUUUAAAUAGUGUGCGAAGUAAACCUGCUUAGGGAAGAAUUACCAUUCAAAUAAAAUGAAUGCUUCAUUAGGUGAAAAAAUUAGUAGGAUUCAUUUCAAUAUGUAUAUGUAAACUUUAUGUUUUAUCCACAAUUUAGAGGCCAAAGCAAACUAGUGCACCUCGAUUUAGAUUUAGCUUUGUCCUGGAGGGGCAGCACUAAUGUUCUGUUACUGUUUUCUUAUUGCUUUGUGUUAAAGGAAUGUAUCAUUUACCAUCUUGAGCAGGUAGGCUACGCAGAACAGCUGCUCUGUGUGACCCCGCGAUAAAACUCGAGCUAAUCUGAUACCAGGCUGACUCAUUCAGUAUUCACUCGCCCUCUGGACAUUUCUGCUGUCAAUAUUUUAAGGAAAAACUUAAACACAGUCUCUUCUAUCCAUGAUUUCUAAUUUUCAAAAUGUUUUGAGAAUAUAUGUUUAUAUUUAUGUUUUUUAAAGAUUAAAAAUAACUUUUUUAAAAACU